AUGAUAACAGGCUUCGAGCUUCAUCCCGACUCUAGCACAGUGCUGAAAAAAAACAGCCACUUUCGUUUCCAUUGUAAUAUUAUUUCGCCUGUGGAAACUGAUACACCGUAUGACGCGUUUCACGGUUUAAGAAGAGCAAACGAAGAGCUUGAGCUGCUGAAGGACGAAGCCUCUUCAGUGAUCAAGUUCAGCUAUAACAUUAUAAGUAAGCUUCAAGAGGCCAUUGCAUCUGUGCCCGAAACUAUACGAGCACCUUCGAACGCAGAAUCUUGGCAAGGAAAGCAAGGCAUGAGUAAGCUUUGGAAGGAAAAGUUAGAGCGCGCAGAGGCGUGGAUGGAAGAGCAGCAACGACUUCUAGGCAGAAUUGCCAAUGGAUCAGCUUCCAUUGAUGCUGAUAUGUUGUCCAGAGGUGCGUCAGUAGUGGUACGAGGUGUUCAGCAGGAUGACGAAGAAGGUAGACAGGAGACGGAAGAAUUAGCGCCUGACAUAGAGGCAGAGAAUGACGACGACGACGAGGAGUUGAUCGACGAUAAUGACGACAUACUCAUGAACAUGUUUCCUGUGGAUGAAAUCCCGGUAUAG
This is a messenger RNA of Zychaea mexicana, 582 nucleotides long. RefSeq lists its product as uncharacterized. The record is from RefSeq and is a predicted model, not a curated record. NCBI's taxonomy places the organism in Eukaryota, Fungi, Mucoromycota, Mucoromycetes, Mucorales, Lichtheimiaceae. The transcript is spliced from 2 exons. Bases 1 to 582 code for a protein of 193 amino acids.